GUGAAACUGGUGCUGCUCGGCGCGAGCGGCGCCGGGAAGACGGCGCUGUCGACGCGAUUCGUGCGCGGGACGUUUGACGGUGAAAACGCGAGCGCGACGGUCGGCGCGGCGUUCGCGUCGACGACGCGCGCGCUCGACGACGCGCGGGCGCGGAUAAAGUUUGAAAUAUGGGACACCGCGGGACAGGAGCGAUACGCGAGCCUGGCGCCGCUGUAUUAUCGAGGCGCGACGGCGGCGAUGAUCGCGUUCGACGCGCGCGACGGCGCGAGCUUCGAACGCGCGAGGUAUUGGGCGGAAGAACUGCGCAAGCACGGCGACGCGCGGUGUCGGGUGCUGUUGGUGGGGAAUAAAAUCGACGCGGUGCGCGACGACGAGCGAGCGACGGCGCGCGAGGCGUGCGAGGCGCUGGCGAGGGAGUACGGGAUGGCGGCGUAUCGCGAGACGAGCGCGAAGACGGGCGAGGGCGUUCAAGAGGCGUUCGAGGACGUCGCGCGCGCGGUGAUGACGCGGGAAAUGAGCGCGCGGGAAGACGCGACGGUGGUUGACGCGUGA
Molecule: messenger RNA, 552 nt
Organism: Ostreococcus lucimarinus CCE9901
Lineage: Eukaryota; Viridiplantae; Chlorophyta; Mamiellophyceae; Mamiellales; Bathycoccaceae
Exons: 1
Molecular function (GO): GTPase activity; GTP binding
Source: RefSeq, a predicted model, not a curated record